AUGGUCUACUCUCGACUAGAUAAGCACCACAAAAGAUCUGUCAUUAUCGGCCAAGUCACUCAAAUAGAACCACAUGUCAUUCUUAAAUAUCAAAACCAAACAAAACACCUCGUUAUCUCAACACCUGUCACCUUCCAAAUUAACCAAUGGAUCAGAGCAUUCGGAGUAUCUAAAGGCCAACUUUACUUUGCCGAUGCCUACCACCCCAUUCAACCCCAAGAUAUCUCUUUAUUCUUCUCUUUUCGGCAACGAAUUAGACAAUUCUACCGAGAAAUAGACUAA
Molecule: messenger RNA, 282 nt
Organism: Nematocida homosporus
Lineage: Eukaryota; Fungi; Microsporidia
Exons: 1
Coding region: 1-282 (93 amino acids)
Source: RefSeq, a predicted model, not a curated record